Oldenlandia corymbosa var. corymbosa is the source of this 4111-nucleotide messenger RNA. NCBI's taxonomy places the organism in Eukaryota, Viridiplantae, Streptophyta, Magnoliopsida, Gentianales, Rubiaceae. The record is from the annotation of a GenBank genome assembly.
GUAUUAUUAUAAAAAGAAAAAACAAAGAAGACAAGAAUGUAAGCUUAUUUAAUACUACUAAUUAUGAAUUUUUCUUCUUCUCCUCCUUCUCCUCCUCCUGUUUUUUAAUCCUUAAUGGCAAUUUCCGAUUCUCCGAAUUCAAAGAUAGCUGCUUUUUAACUACUAUCACUCAUGAAUUGAUAUUCCACCGGCGGUCAGAAAAGUCUUAAGAAUCACAAUUCAAAGUGGAUUUGAUUCUCUGUUUUUUUCAUCCCGUCGCUGAAACCACACUAUAAAGUAGAAAAGCAAACAAAGGGGGAAGGAAAAGGCAAGCAAAUAAGUGGUUCAUACAACCUGAGAGAUCUUUGUGGUUUUGUAUAGUUGUGGAAUUGAUGAUGAUGACCUUUUUCCUUUGUGGGCCGAUCAAUUUUGAAUCUUCCUCUUCCAUUUCAGGUUUGAUUCCCGAUUCCCUUUUUUACAUUAACAUGCCCUUUUCCACUUUCUUUUGGGCGAAUAAUACCGAAAAAAAAAAAGAAUGAAAAGCCAAAUUUAAGUAACUAUGUACAAUGCCUGUUCCACCGAGUUUGGUGUAUUAUUCACUCGUUUGGAAGGUGUAUGGUUUAGUUUGUUGGUUGUUUUUCAAUAUCGCAAAGCGGGAAUUCGCGCUGUUACAUACUUUGAUGCCUGAGAAAAAAAUAGCAACAACAUUCUUGCUUCAAUUGAUAACCCUAUGGAGGAACGGUCUCUCAUUUAUUUUUCUUUUAUCUGUUGUGAGUGGGUUUUUUCAGUAGUCAAAAUUCGAAAACUAAACUAAUCUGUAAUUAAGAGCUUUUGAAAUAAUGUUCAAUGGGAAUAAGGAAACCAGUAAUAUAAGUGAUUCUUUAGUGAUUUAUGUGAAGUGUUGAGCUGUGAUGCAGAUUUGUCAGUUUGCACAGUUUGAUGUGUGAACUUUACUACUCUAGAUUACCUCAUUGGUGAUGCAAUCCUCCGAUUUGCCAAAUAAAAAGGGAAAGAGCUUGAAACGUCGGAGGUCUUUUUCUCGAGACAUGCCACUCACUGAUCCAAUAACCGUGCAGCCAUUGGAUGACUGCAUUGCUUUUCCUGUAGAAGAAAUAGUGCAGCAUCCCUUGCCAGGUUUUGGUGCUCCGACUUUGAUUAGUUUCAGCCCUGAUGAUAGUUUGGUGGCCUACCUGUUUAGCCCUGAUCAAACAUUGAACAGAAAAUUGUUUGUGUUUGAUCUGAAAAGUGGCAAGCAAGAACUGUUUUUCAGUCCUCCCGAUGGUGGGCUUGACGAAAAUAACUUAUCAGCUGAAGAGAAAUUAAGAAGGGAAAGAUCUAGGGAGCGGGGCUUGGGAGUAACACGAUAUGAAUGGGUGAAGACUACAACAAAAAAGAAGUCUGUUCUGGUUCCUUUACCUGCUGGGGUUUGUUCUCUUAUCUCCGUUCUUUUAUUUUGUUGAUAUAGAUCAUUUUGAUGCAAUGGAUACAAUGUAUUGUUCUGGGUUGUUAUCAGCUGUGGUCCUUGUGGAUCAUCAUUGUGUGAUCCGGUGGAAAAGUUCAUUGAGUGCUUAAAGGCUCUGCAUUUAUCUGAGUUUGUGUCAUUAUAUACUCUUGAGUUUCUUGCUAUUGUUCAUAACUUAAGUGGGGUUGUUAAAUUUUAGAACCCCGUUUACCAAAUUCUUCCCCUUAUAGUCGGAAAUGGCUUGUUGUAGCUGUCGUUGUUGUAUGUACCAAAUUCUUGGAUAAAGCUUUAUGUGCAAAACUUGAAAUUCUGAGACCUGCUUUGUGCUUUUUACAAGCCAAUUGCUGCCCAGAAGUUCUGAAGUUGAGAAUUUGGCCCUUUUUACCCUGUGGUUGUCUAAUUUUUUGCGCAAUGCACAGUUAUAUAUCCAGGAUUUCCGUCGUCUACCUGAGCUUAAGGUUCCUAGUGCUCCAUUAUCUCCAAUUAUUGAUCCUCACAGUUCCCCUGAUGGGACCAUGCUUGCAUAUGUGAGGGAUGGCGAGCUUCAUGUGUUGAAUCUUUUUUAUAAUGAGUCAAAGCAGUUGACAUCCGGGGCUGAUGGAAACAAUCUGACACAUGGUCUUGCAGAGUAUAUAGCACAGGAGGAGAUGGAACGAAAGAACGGUUACUGGUGGUCUCUGGACAGCAAAUUCUUGGCGUUUACGCAGGUUGAUUCAUCUGAGAUACCUCAGUACAGAAUCAUGCACCAAGGUAAAAGUUCUGUAGGUUUAGAUGCACAGGAAGAGCACGCCUACCCAUUUGCAGGAGGAACUAAUGUGAAAGUUCGUUUGGGAGUGGUCUCUGUUGGAGGAGGUCCGGUUACUUGGAUGGACCUUCUUUGUGGAGGCAAGGGCCCAGCUGAUAAUGAAGAGGAAUAUUUAGCCAGAGUUAAUUGGAUGCAUGGAAAUUGUCUUACAGCUCAAGUCUUGAAUAGAUCACAUACUAAGCUCAAGAUCCUUAAGUUUAAUAUCAAAACAGGGGAUAGGAAAGUACUUCUGGAAGAAGAACAUGAGACGUGGAUCAGCCUGCAUGAUUGCUUCACCUCAUUAGACAAAGGACUGAAUAAAUAUCACGGGGGAUUUAUUUGGGCGAGUGAGAGAACAGGAUUCCGCCACCUGUAUGUGCAUGAUUCCAAUGGAGUUUGCUUGGGACCUAUAACUCAAGGGGACUGGAUGGUUGAGCAAGUGGCUGGCGUAAAUGAGGCUUCUGGCCUUGUAUAUUUCAUUGGAACGUUAGACAGCCCUUUAGAGUCUCACCUUUAUUGUGCAAAAUUAUUCCCGGAGGCAAACAUUCCCUUACAAGCCCCAGUGAAAUUGACGCGUGGAAGUGGAAGACAUGUAGUUGUCCUUGAUCAUCAACUGCAGAGGUUUAUUGAUAUUUAUGAUUCUCUGGAAUCACCUCCAAAAAUAUCACUUUGCUCUUUGCAUGAUGGACAUUUGAUUACGACUUUGUAUGACCAGCCGCUCAGCUUAUCCCUGUGCAAAAAGCUCCAGAUUGAGCCUCCACAGAUAAUGCAGCUACCAGCUAAAGAUGGAACCACUUUGUGUGGGGAAUUAUACAAGCCUGAUCCUGCUAGAUUUGGACCUCCACCAUAUAAAACCAUGAUACAAGUCUAUGGUGGUCCCGGCGUGCAGCUUGUGUGUGAUUCCUGGGUAAACACAGUUGAUAUGAGAGCUCAGUAUCUGAAGAACAAAGGCAUUUUAGUAUGGAAGAUGGAUAAUAGAGGAACUGCUAGGCGGGGACUUGAGUUUGAAGGUGCUCUGAAAUACAAAUGCGGCCAAAUUGAUGCUGAUGAUCAACUAACUGGAGUUGAAUGGCUCAUAAAAAAUGGCUUGGCAAUUCAAGGUCAUAUUGGAUUAUAUGGAUGGAGCUAUGGCGGCUAUCUUUCAGCUAUGAGUUUGGCAAGGUUCCCCGAAGUAUAUAGAUGCGCAAUUUCUGGUGCCCCCGUCACAUCAUGGGAUGGGUAUGACACCUUCUACACUGAAAGAUACAUGGGUUUGCCUGCUGAAAACCCUGCAGGUUAUUUGUACAGCUCUGUGAUGCACCAUGCAGAUAAAAUCAAGGGGAAGUUGCUGCUGGUGCACGGCUUGAUCGAUGAAAAUGUGCAUUUCAGGCACACGGCAAGGCUUAUCAACGCAUUGGUGGCUGCCGGGAAGCCUUAUGAACUCUUGAUUUUUCCAGAUGAGAGGCACAUGCCCCGCGGGCUAAAGGACCGUAUAUACAUGGAACAGAGGAUAUGGGAUUUCAUAGAAAGGAACUUGUGAUCGAUUCGGUUUAAAUGUUUUGUGGAAAUUUUGGGCGUCCAACCUUUGAUUAUAGAUCUUCUUUGUAAUUCAUUCUUAGCUUCUUUAACUGUGGGAUUGCAUGGAAAUAACGCACAACGGGGCUUUUCCCCUUCUUACCCCAUGAGUUAAGACUGUGUUGUAACUAUGCCCGGAACCAUGCCCCCAGUGUUGUACAAAAUUUCAGAAUAAGAUAGUCUCAUACUUUCAUUGGUAGAUAGUUAAUGAUAAUGGAAUAAUGUGAGUACUUGGAUUAAACCUUUUUUUUCUUGCUUCUUUCUUUCUUUCCUUACUGUUAUUAUUAUUUUUUUGGAUCAAAAUCCUGAUAUCCCAUCAUACUUUUCUCAAA